Messenger RNA from Schistocerca gregaria, 2008 nucleotides. Its product is annotated as acyl-coenzyme A diphosphatase NUDT19. Gene Ontology annotation, molecular function: hydrolase activity, acting on acid anhydrides, in phosphorus-containing anhydrides. The record is from RefSeq and is a predicted model, not a curated record. Gene Ontology annotation, cellular component: mitochondrion. The coding region runs from base 669 to 1724 and encodes 351 amino acids. The transcript is spliced from 8 exons. NCBI's taxonomy places the organism in Eukaryota, Metazoa, Arthropoda, Insecta, Orthoptera, Acrididae.
CCUAUCUCGACAUUGAAAUGAUUGGUGUCAUCUGCUGAGUAAUAUGCAGAUUAAUUUAGUCUAGUUCAGAAGUUAGGACUUAAUGGUUGCACACUUACAGAACCACUCGUUUGUUGCAUUUUAAACUGACGGAAAUUAGAUAAAGCCAGUACGUUGACACCAGGACAACAAACAAAGAAACAAAGCAGGCAAACCGCUACAUGUGGUACUCCGAUGUGAGGAGUAUUGUAUGUGGACACAAUAAACUAGAACUCAUGAAGGUUGAGUAGGAAGUGUGAACUUGGAGUGAUUUACAGUACAGAUUUAAAUGGAAGAGAUGAUACAGCCAAUCAGCACUGGGGUUUCAUAACAAAGAAGGUGCAGCAGCCCGUCAGUGAGCUGGUUCUAUGGAAGCAGUUGCUGAGUAUGGGAGCAGACAAUCAGCAUGCAGGUAGACACAGCUGACCGAGAUAAACAAGGCACAUCGCCAAGAGGAUUACAACUUGCCACAGCCAUGCAGAUGAUGGACCAAGAUGACAACCACAACAACAGCAGCAGCAGCAACAGCAGCAAAACAGUAGAAGGAGAGUGAAUGAGAAUAAGAGGACAACCACCUCCAAGAGAACUGAUAGCAGUGCAUUUCCUUACUAAUUGCCAUUUGGACCUGUUGAAGGUGUGGGAAACUUGAGAUGUCUACAAAAAGCUGGAGAGAAGCAGCAAGUAUUAUGAUAGCUGCACGAACUUCAUUCCAGCAAAUCCCUAAAUCCACUGCUAACUACAAGAUCCUUAUGCUAAAAAGGGGUAAGACCAGUCCUUUCAUGCCAGGAAGUUAUGUGUUUCCUGGUGGAGUAGCAGAGUCUUCAGAUGGUUCUAAGGAGUGGUUGCAGUUGUAUAAAGACAAUGGAUACACCGUCACAAAAGAAAAUGCAGGAGGUAGAACACAAAACAUGAACAUUUCACAAUAUAUCCCAGAGAUUCUUCCAUUAAAGAUUGCAGCUAUCAGAGAAACAUUUGAAGAAGCAGGAAUUCUUUUGUGCAAAAAUAAGCAUGUCCAUUUUCAGUUUCCAGUGUCAUACUGGGCUUCAUAUAUUUCAAGCUAUGAAACAGAAACCUGGCAGAAUAAGGUGAAAAAAGAUCCAAGUCAGUUUUUGGACCUGUGUAAACAUUUUGAAUGUGUUCCAGAUAUUUGGGCACUUCAUCUGUGGAGCAACUGGCUCACACCAACACACAAUACACGAAGAUUUAAUACAACCUUUUUCUUAGCAGUCUUAGACCAAAUGCCUCCAGCAAUAUGUGAUAAAACUGAAAUGGAUGAAAUGCAGUGGUCAUCUGUGAGUGAGUUGCUGUCUAUGAGCAACAUCUGCAAAAUAUGGUUGCCACCCCCUCAAGUUUAUGAACUAGCUAGACUACACAAUUUUAAUGAUGUGGAAACUUUAGUUAAUUUUGCACAUGAAAGAGUCAAAUCUGGAUGUCCUUUCUGGAUGCCUGUGCACAUGAAAACAACAGAUGGACUACUCUUCAUACUUCCAGGUGAUGAUCUAUACCCAGAAAAGCCAGAUAUAUUUCAGGUUGGUACAAAACUUUCUGAGGUACAAAAGACAGCAGAAGAAAUGCGGACUGGAUGUGAUAAUCUGCAUCGUAUUGAAUACAUUGAAAAUGCUAAAACUAACAUUAUUCUUCGAAACAUAUAUCCUAGUUAUGGACACAAACUGCCACUGCUCUUAUUUGACAGGAACAACCUGUGAUUGGAAAAGAAGGGACUGUUCAAUAUUUGAAAUGGACAAAAACAACACCUAUAAAUGAAACAUACAGAUGCUACCGGACAAAACUGCCUGUGACAGGGGUUUUUAUCUUCCAUAAACUGACAAUUUAACAAAGGAUGAAGCGGAAUAUCAAGAGUCUAGCAUUGUGUCAACAAGGAUUUAGAGACAAGAUGAUUCCACAAAGUAAAUAAUGUGUCACUGGUAUUUAUAGCACACUGUUUUUGUAAUGAAAAUUUUUUAAUCAGAUAUAGAUUCUAAAGUUUUAA